AUGUCGACUGGAGCGCCAUACAACUGAGCUAGCAAAAUAAAAAGACAUGUUCGGCAGCAUUUCCCCCCAAGUUUUCCCUUAAGAAUUUGCUGUCGAAAUUAAGACAGGGGUGUGGGUGUCAUGGAGGGUCCGUGCCGUCGGUUGUCCGCCGCGCCGGAGGGAGAACUCCGGCCGCCGGGCACGCGGGAGUCCGGCGGGGAGGCUGCGCCGGAGCCCACGCGGGACACGAGGACUCACUUCCGUGUGUGUCGCUUCAUGAUGGAGACAGGAGUGAAGCUCAGGAUGCGCUCGGUGCCAGUGGCCACAGCCUGUGUGUUGUACCAUCGUUUCUUCCAGCGGGUCACAUCGCGUGUUUAUGAGCCCUACCUGGUGGCUAUGAGCUGUUUGUACCUGGCUGGCAAGGUGGAGGAGCAGCACCUUCGGACCCGGGACAUCAUCAACGUCAGCCACAGGUACUUUAACAAAGGUAGUGCUCCUCUGGAAUGUGAUAAAGAGUUCUGGGACCUGAGGGACAGCGUGGUGCAGUGUGAGCUCCUCAUCCUCCGACAGCUCAACUUCCACGUCUCCUUCGAGCAUCCUCACAAGUAUCUGCUCCACUACCUGCUGUCUGUGAAGGCACUCGUGAACCGACAUGCCUGGUCUCGAACCCCUGUGGCUGAGACUUCCUGGGCAUUGCUGAGAGACUGUUACCAUGGAGACAUGUGCAUCCGCCACACACCACAACACAUCGCCAUAGCCGCGCUCUACCUGGCAUUGAACAGCUACGGAGUGGAGCUGCCUGUUGGCGAGAAGGAGUGGUGGCAGGUGCUGUGUGAGGACGUGACCAAAGCAGACAUCAAUGCUGUGAUCUCAGAUCUUCUCCGGCUGUAUGACAUGGAGGCCAAAUGUAUCUGAAGGAGACGGCGGCGACAGACAGGAGCUCCACAUGAAAGUUCUGUUGGUGUCUGCGUGGCAAGAACAUGAACAUGGCCUGAUCGGCGCAGCGGAGGGCUGGGGUUCAGGUGUGUUUGAACAAUCUGUGCAUCUGAGGCAGAAAGGACUUUGUUUUUGCCCCAGUUACCCCGUGGAGCUAAGAAAAUCACACCUGCAGUACCCUUGACUGCCACCGAGGGGAGACAUUUCUCCCGUUUGGUCCAGAUCCGUCUGAACGCCCCACAUGUGACAGAUUUUUACUCCAGGCACCACUGUGGGAAUUUGAGAAGAUCUACACCUCUGUGUGUAAAUAUUAUCAAUGCAUUGAUUUGUAAUAACGAUGAAGAAAUAAAAAUGUUGUAGAAUGUGA
Messenger RNA from Fundulus heteroclitus (mummichog), 1282 nucleotides. It is a transcript of the gene ccnq, whose product is annotated as cyclin Q. Gene Ontology annotation, molecular function: cyclin-dependent protein serine/threonine kinase regulator activity. Bases 121 to 894 code for a protein of 257 amino acids. NCBI's taxonomy places the organism in Eukaryota, Metazoa, Chordata, Actinopteri, Cyprinodontiformes, Fundulidae. The record is from RefSeq and is a predicted model, not a curated record. Gene Ontology annotation, biological process: regulation of transcription by RNA polymerase II. The transcript has 6 exons. Gene Ontology annotation, cellular component: nucleus.